CAGAUUCCAAGAUGCUACGAGUACAGAGGAUCAGACUUGGCCUAGUAGGGUUCCGACCCGGCUUCAGGUCUCACCACAAAGCAGUGAUGGCGGUGAGGAGGGAGGAUGUGAACGCCUGGGAGAGAAGGGCCCCACUGGCUCCCAGGCACAUCAAGAACAUCACUAAUAUGGGAUACAAGGUCUUAAUCCAACCUUCUAAUCGGCGGGCCAUUCACGAUAAGGAAUAUGUCAAAGCUGGUGGUAUUCUUCAAGAGGAUAUUUCUGAAGCUUGUCUGAUUUUGGGUGUUAAAAGACCCCCAGAGGAAAAAUUAAUAUCCAAAAAGACUUAUGCAUUCUUCUCCCACACAAUAAAGGCUCAAGAGGCAAAUAUGGGCUUGUUGGAUGAGAUGCUAAAACAGGAAAUCCGUCUUAUUGAUUAUGAAAAAAUGGUGAAUCCUAAAGGAGUCCGCGUGGUGGCCUUUGGGAAGUGGGCAGGUGUGGCAGGGAUGAUUGACAUUUUACAUGGAAUGGGGUUGAGACUCCUUGCUUUGGGGCACCACACACCUUUCAUGCACAUUGGCAUGGCUCAUAACUACAGGAGCAAGAGUCAGGCUGUGCAGGCCGUCCGCGAUGCUGGUUACCAGAUAUCUCUGGGGCUGAUGCCAAAGUCAAUAGGUCCCUUAACCUUUGUGUUCACAGGCACCGGUAAUGUAUCUCAGGGAGCCCAAGAAAUCUUCAAAGAACUACCCUGUGAAUAUGUGGAGCCACAUGAAUUAAAAGAAGUUUCCCAAGCUGGAGACCUGAGAAAAGUGUAUGGGACGGUGUUAAGUCGCCAUCAUCAUCUUGUCAGGAAAACAGAUGGUGUGUAUGAUCCUGUAGAGUAUGACAAAUACCCUGAGCGCUACAUAAGUCGUUUUAGUAUUGAUAUUGCACCCUAUACGAGUUGUUUAAUUAAUGGUAUCUAUUGGGAACAAAAUGUCCCUCGUCUGCUCACCCGUCAAGAUCUUCAGAAUCUACUGGCUCCAGGCAAGUCGUCAGGUGUUGGUGUUGAAGGCUGCCCUGCAUUACCACACAAACUUGUGGCCAUAUGUGACAUUUCAGCUGACCCAGAAGGUUCUAUAGAGUUUAUGACUAAGUGCACCACCAUAGACCACCCCUUUUGCAUGUAUGAUGCAGAUCAGCAUGUUCGUAACAGUAUUCAAGGCUCUGGGAUUCUGAUGUGUUCCAUUGACAAUUUGCCGGCACAGCUUCCAAUCGAAGCUACAGAGUACUUUGGAGACAAGCUUUACCCUUACGUUGAAGAAAUGAUAUUAUCCGAUGCAACACAGCCUCUUGAAAGUCAGAAUUUUUCUCCUGUGGUGAGAGAUGCAGUGAUUACAUCCAAUGGUAUAUUGCCUGAUAAGUAUAAAUAUAUCCAGAAACUCCGAGAGAGCAGGGAACAUCCUCAGUCAUUGUCAAUGGGCACCAAGAAAAAGGUCUUGGUCCUUGGAACUGGUUAUGUCUCUGAGCCUGUGUUGGAAUACCUGUCGAGAGAUAAGAACAUAGAAAUAACAGUUGGGUCUGACAUGAGGAGUCAAAUUGAGCAGUUAGGCAAGAAAUAUAACAUCCAUCCUGUUAGCAUGGAGAUUGGUAAAGAAGAACAGAAGUUGGGCUCUUUGGUGGCAAAGCAGGAUCUUGUCAUCAGCUUGUUACCUUAUGUACUGCAUCCUCUUGUGGCCAAGGCUUGCAUCACAAACAAAGUUAACAUGGUCACUGCAAGUUACAUCACACCAGCGCUGAAAGAAUUGGAAAAGAGUGUGCAAGAUGCGGGCAUCACAGUCAUUGGGGAGUUGGGAUUGGAUCCUGGUCUUGAUCACAUGUUGGCAAUGGAAACAAUAGACAAAGCCAAAGAGGCCGGCGCCACGAUUGAAUCUUAUAUUUCCUACUGUGGUGGACUUCCAGCCCCUGAACAUUCAGACAACCCUUUGAGAUACAAAUUUAGCUGGAGCCCUGUGGGAGUGCUGAUGAACAUCAUGCAGUCGGCCACCUACCUGCUUAAUGGAAAGGUUGUGAACGCUGCAGGAGGCAUCGCCUUUCUAGACGCCGUCACGCCCAUGGAUUAUUUCCCAGGGUUAAAUUUGGAAGGCUAUCCUAACAGAGACAGCACAAAAUAUGCCGACAUUUAUGGCAUUCAGUCUGCUCACACUUUGUUGAGGGGGACAUUGAGAUAUAAGGGAUACGCCAAAGCUUUGAAUGGAUUUAUAAAACUGGGCCUUAUUAACAGAGAUCCCUAUCCUGCCCUUCAACCUGAGGCCAAGCCUCUUACCUGGAAAGAACUCCUUUGUGAUCUGGUUGGGAUUUCACCCUCCUCCAGCCAUGAUGUGCUUAAGGAAGCUGUCUUUCAAAAACUAGGAGGAGAUGUUACUCAGUUGGAGGCCACGGAAAGGUUGGGUUUACUUGGGGAUGAACAAGUUCCUCGGGCAGAAUCCAUUGUGGAUGCACUCUCCAAGUAUUUGGCCAUGAAACUUUCCUAUGGCCCUGGCGAGAAAGAUAUGAUUGUGAUGAGAGAUAGCUUUGGAAUCAGACAUCCUUCUGGACAUUUGGAAAAUAAAACUAUUGAUCUUGUGGUUUAUGGGGAUGUGAAUGGCUUUUCAGCAAUGGCUAAAACAGUGGGGUUUCCCACUGCUAUGGCAGCCAAGAUGUUGCUUGAUGGUGAAAUUCGAGCUAAAGGCCUGAUCGGACCCUUUUCGAAGGACAUCUACAGACCAAUAUUGGAGCGAAUUAAAGCAGAAGGCAUUAUAUAUAAUGUGCAGAGCACAAUUAACCCAUAAUUGGGAACAAUACUGUGUUUUUAUCUUCCCAGGUGACAUAGUUCUGAACACUUGUAGAAUAAACAUGUUUGCCAAUGUGCUAUUUUAAAGCAUAAAGCAUGGUAUGUUUUGAUUAAGUUAAUGGAAUAGUGUCUUGAAAUGUAAAUCUCUAUUUUAACUUGAAAGCAACAGUAGCAACUACCAGAGAACUUUAAUCAUUCUAC
This is a messenger RNA of Condylura cristata (star-nosed mole), 2992 nucleotides long. It is a transcript of the gene AASS, whose product is annotated as aminoadipate-semialdehyde synthase. The coding region runs from base 12 to 2789 and encodes 925 amino acids. Lineage: Eukaryota; Metazoa; Chordata; Mammalia; Eulipotyphla; Talpidae. Gene Ontology annotation, molecular function: saccharopine dehydrogenase activity. Gene Ontology annotation, cellular component: cytoplasm. The transcript is spliced from 23 exons. The record is from RefSeq and is a predicted model, not a curated record.